CCUUCGAGGGACUAAAACCCAAACGUCAAUCUUCCUGACGGGGGGUGGGAUUGAGUCGACCCAUAUCCACCACUGUAGUCAUUGUAUACCAAAGAAGUUUUGCUCAGCGUCUGUUUCAGACUAGGGUCGUCCACAGGAGCUGGCCUGACAGCUCUUCCAUAUCUGUUGCCAUAAAACCUCACCGCGAGAGCAUUUCAGACUUCAUUUCGACCCGGGAUUUAUAACCGAUAAGUUGAUAUUUUAUUGAGACUGCCGUGUUACCUCAUAGGAAUUCGUGACUUUCUGUUUUCACUAAUUUAUUUCGUCAAUCCUCGAUGGGACAUAUCAACCACCUAUCCCUCUCCCUUCAUGUGCUCCUCUCACCUCUCAUUAGCUAGGGCUACACUUAUAUCGUAUUCGUAAAGGCUUGGGUGAGAAAGUUUUAUUGGCCCAGGUAACCACAUUGCUUUGCGGGAGCAUCUCGGGUACACCACUGCCAUACUCUCCGCUCUUGAGGCGAGGCACAACGGGAGUCUUCCCAAUAUUCACCGCGGCAUUCAGAGGGCUCCGUUCGCCAAUAUACUGUGGUAGCAACCUCAUCAGCAACAUGCCGGUGAUGGGCUGCGAAGGGGAGUUGUCGGUCAACUCUCCUGGGUCUUACAUCAGCAACAACAGCCUCAACAGCAGUACGAGUAGCAGUUCCAGUAGCGUUGGUGGUGGUGGCAGCGGUAGCAGCCAGGAGUUGGUAGCUGGUAGCCCGGCGGUGUGCGCCGGGUGCAGCGGGCAAAUCACCGAUCGAUUCUACCUGUUGGCAGCAGAUCGACAGUGGCACACGCAGUGCUUGCAGUGCUGUGAGUGCAGCAUCCAACUAGACAGCGAGUUAUCCUGCUUCGCCAAGGAAGGGAAUAUAUACUGCAAAGAAGAUUAUUUAAAACGGUAUGGGAACAAGAAAUGCGCUCGAUGCCAGGUGGGCAUCGAAUCCCAUGAAAUGGUGAUGCGAGCCCGUGAGCUGGUAUACCACCUCGCCUGCUUCAGUUGUGCCGUGUGCAACCUCGAACUCACAACAGGUGACUAUUAUGGGAUGCGGGACAACCUGGUAUACUGUCAACUCCACUACGAAACCCUCUUCGUGCCGACGUCCGAACAGAGCAACUACCAUCACCUUCACCACGCCUCUCCCCAACCCCAGCAACCCUCCCUCCACAAUCUCUCACCUAGCUACCACCCCCACGGUGGAUCACCGAACCCUUCGACGCCAUCCAACGGACACCCCUUUUUCCAGAAUGGACUGUCCCCGAUACAUAAAGGGAGACCACGGAAGCGCAAGGGUGUGGAUCAUCUCAUUGGCUUCGGAAUGGGUGAGUUUAUCAUUCGAUUCUAUCUCAUGAUCAUGUAAUAUUUCUUUAAUACUAUGUCACAGUGAUGAUUUUUUCCCGCCUGAAGGCACAUGUAUGUGAUGAUUUGCGAUCUAAAGUAGAUUCAUGAUCAUAGCUGAAUGCUAGUUGCUUCGGUUUGUCGCAAACUUUGACAAUACUUUUUAACAGCUUGUAGGGAAUAUACAAUUUCUUCUGUUUACAAAUCAGAUGUAUUUAUAUUUUUAUU
Messenger RNA from Lytechinus variegatus (green sea urchin), 1581 nucleotides. RefSeq names its product LIM/homeobox protein Lhx9-like. Gene Ontology annotation, molecular function: RNA polymerase II transcription regulatory region sequence-specific DNA binding; DNA-binding transcription factor activity, RNA polymerase II-specific. The transcript has 3 exons. The record is from RefSeq and is a predicted model, not a curated record. Bases 587 to 1375 code for a protein of 262 amino acids. Gene Ontology annotation, cellular component: nucleus. Gene Ontology annotation, biological process: neuron differentiation; regulation of transcription by RNA polymerase II. NCBI's taxonomy places the organism in Eukaryota, Metazoa, Echinodermata, Echinoidea, Temnopleuroida, Toxopneustidae.